Molecule: messenger RNA, 924 nt
Organism: Mytilinidion resinicola
Lineage: Eukaryota; Fungi; Ascomycota; Dothideomycetes; Mytilinidiales; Mytilinidiaceae
Exons: 3
Coding region: 1-924 (307 amino acids)
Source: RefSeq, a predicted model, not a curated record
AUGGCUGCCUCCGUAACAUCUUUCAAUUUCCCUCUCAAACCGACCGAUCCCUUUGUCACUAUCAUGGUCCACCCAAACCCAAACCCAAACGAGCCCCGAAGCCGGACCAAGCAUCCAGCCGCAAAGUCGACCCGUCUCCUGAUGUCCCAUGGACCCACAUCGACGAUAUUCUUGACUCGGCCGAGCCGGACCCGGUUCCGGAGCUCGACGGAGAUUCGCUUGAGGCAGUCAAGGACAGCGAACCCGAGACGGACUCUGAAGACGGACUCUGAAGAUGAACUGCCCAUUAUUGAUGAGUUGCUCCGGCGGAGACCUGCCCCGAAGCAGGAGGAACAGGCAGGCGCCGCGCCGGCCGCUGAGGGCCUGAUUGGGGACACAAGAACGCCGGCAGCUGUCAGCCAUGGCGAUGGCGGAAGUGGAGGCGAUGCUGAUGGCGAUGCGAGACGAUCUAGCCAGCCGUCCGAAGGCGAAGCCGGCGCCGAGGAGAGAGGCGAAGCCGUGAUGAACUCAGGCUCAGCAGAACAUGGAGAUGGCAGCGGCGACGAUGAUGACGGCAACAACAACAGCGCCACGGGACCGACUUGCUAUCCCCCAAGCAGAGGAAGCGCGCUCGCUCCGUGUCCAGCGAUGCGACAGCCACCAUCCGUGGAACACCCGAACCUGACCCUGAUGAGCCUCUUGAGGGUCUACAUGCGGCAAAGCGGCAGCGACAGCGGUCAUACCUUUCGUACGGGCGAGGGCGACGAGUCGAUGUCCAUGCGUGCCCCAACGCCAAACCCUAUCCCGCCACCGGCGUCCCAAGCGGCGACUGCCGAAGGCCGCAGCAGGAUGGACAAUGAGCGCCGCGGCGCCGAGUACAAUGGCGAGGCCGUCGUGGCCACCUCGGACCGCGAAGACGGUGGUUGCUGGCGGCGACGCUGGUGA